This is a messenger RNA of Pieris brassicae (large cabbage white), 2264 nucleotides long. RefSeq lists its product as uncharacterized. The record is from RefSeq and is a predicted model, not a curated record. The coding region runs from base 244 to 1935 and encodes 563 amino acids. Gene Ontology annotation, cellular component: membrane. The transcript has 10 exons. NCBI's taxonomy places the organism in Eukaryota, Metazoa, Arthropoda, Insecta, Lepidoptera, Pieridae. Gene Ontology annotation, molecular function: transmembrane transporter activity.
CUUGGCAGCUGUCAAAGUGUUAUGUGAAAAAGUUUAUUAUUUGCGUUGGAUUUGUAAAUAGUGGAACGAUUGUGUAAACAAACAAUUUUAAAAUUGCCUUAUUGCUUCGGCUCUAAACUCGUCGAGUAUCUAAAUUUAUUUAGCUAUGCGUGAUCCGGUAUAUGUGACAUUUCUUCCUAAGGACCAGCUAUAGCAGUUCGUUCGCUUCAAGUGCAUUAUUUUCUUAACGAAUAAAUAACAACCAUGAAGCUGGAGGUAGAUAAGAGUCUGCUACCAAUUAAGAUUCACUUCUUCUUCUUCUUUGCUGCUCUAGGUCCAAUCCUGCCACAGAUAAAUGUCUUCGGUCGUCAGCUGGGCGUGUCCGCGGCUGUCAUGGGAAUGGUGACAGCUGUGUUGCCACUUCUGUGGGCCGCUGCUAAACCAAUGGUUGGUUAUGUAGUGGAUUAUUGGCCGAAUCACAGAAAACUAGUAUUUAUGCUUCUUAUUAUAAUAAUGUCUGGCUCAUAUUGUUGUCUAUGGUUCCUGCCUGUACCCGACGAGUCUGAAAAAAUCGUAGAAUCGAUAUACAACCUCAACGACACAAUAUAUAUAAAACCGCACUCAACCUUAGAUAGUUUGAUACUUGACAAGUACAACUGCCACUGGAAUUGUUCCACAGACUACAAAUUUAAUGUGUAUCUAUCUAACUCCACGCACGUAAGCACUAUGUAUAUAGACGGAGCAGUGACAAAUACAUCUUGCUCGGUCUUACAUAUGCAAAUGGAGACUGGAGGUAGCGAGAUAGCAUGCCUACCGAUACAGGACUGCAAUUUACUCUGCUACGAAGCGACGUUAGAUGCGCGGGAAAAUAUUGAUGGCUGGAUUGACGAAAGUUAUUCGAGUUUUUACACGACACUGACGUUUUGGGGAUUUGUACUCAUGAUGAGCGUGGGGACAGUCGCGUUUAAUGUUGCUAACUGUAUUGGGGAUGCUGUUUGCUUUGAUGUUUUGGGACCUGAUGGAGGGUCAAAGUACGGUUCCCAGAGGGCAUGGGGCACAGUGGGAUAUGGCAUAACAGCUUUAUUGGGUGGCUGGCUUAUUGAUCUCUUCUCUGGGACAUAUAAGAAUUUCACCCCUGCGUUUAUUAUAGCAAUCGUGGCCACCUUCGUGGAUUUGGCCAGCUGCAGGAUGUUAACUCUACCCUCCCUUUCGAGUCCCACAGAUUCCGGUAAAGCUUUAAAAAAAAUAUUGAAGAUACCAAAAGUUGCUGUCUUCAUAAUAUUCGCGGUCGUGGCCGGGUUUUUCGACAGUUUCAUCAUUUAUUAUAUGUUUUGGUUUUUAGAAGAAUUAGCGGAGGUGACUGGAUCAAAAUCGAAUAUCAAACUUAUCGAAGGCACCAUUGUGGCCGGACAGAGUUUUAUUGGCGAAGUGUUGUUUUUCUUUUUUUCCGGAAAAAUAUUGAACCGUUGGGGCUAUGGCACUACUCUUACUUUUUGCCUCUUCUUCUACGGAGUGCGAAUGAUCGCUAUCUCCCUCAUACAGCAUCCAUGGCAUCUUGUCUUUGUUGAGAGUAUAAUGCAAGGUCCGACUUACGCAUUAUGUUAUUCAACGAUAGUUGGCUAUGCAGCUCACGUUGCACCGGAAGGUUACUCAGCAACUGUACAAGGUAUUGUCGCUGGGAUGGACGAUGGUGUGGGUUUCGCUCUCGGAUCCCUAGUAGGGGGUCAACUGUACAGUCGUGCGGGGGGUAGAGGGUCAUUUCGAAUAUUGGCUGGUAUUGCACUUUUUGCUGCGGCUGUCCAUGCGCUAUUGUUCGCUUGGCUUACGCGAAAUGAUUCAGAACAAAAGCGACCGAAAGUGACGUCACAAGAUGAGGGCGAAAUAAUGCUAGCAUUAAAUAAUGGCAUUUAUCAGGACACAGUUGUCCCAGUUGUAAAGAAGAAUAGUCUUUUAUAAAUUUUAUUACUGUGAUAGACAAUUCAAGAGCUUUAUAUUAUAAUAUAUAAUAUUUUUAUCUAUUGUUAGUUGUAGGGAGAUUUUGAAUUUUUUCCAAUCGUUUGGACAGUUUUUAGAGGUUGCCAACCUAAAAAGACAGAGGUCUUAUUUAUAUAAUCUAUUGUUGUUCUAUUGUUUUUGAUGUCUGAUCUGUGCCAAAUAUUAAAAAAAUAUAUAAACAGAUAAAAAUUCCAAAGACGCGCUUGUUCAUUAGCAAUUAUCCUACAUAUCAUAAGUACAUAUUUUACUACUUUGUCUAAAAUGUAAUUUUUAUAUAAAUUUUGAAUAAA